AUGAUUCGAACUAUUGAGAAAACUGAAGAUACACCUUCUCGUACACGAUUUUUACAAUUAACAAAUAGCGAUCUAAAUAAUUUGUAUUGUCCAUGUUCGAACCAUGCUAUUACAUACAGUACAUUUGUUACAACUGAAGUUGAUUUUCAUCAAGUUUGUUCAAGUGAAUUUAUUGAACAAAUAUGGAUUGAUAAGUUAUUUACAAAUGAAAAUAUUUCAUUUGAAUCUACAGAAGAUUUUCGUGUUACUUUGAGUUUUUUUUGGCAAAUCAUUGCAGGUUUAUGUAUUGCAAGCCAAAGAAGUUGGGAUGAUGCUGUAGCAAAUUUUAAUACAUUACGUAUUCUUACUCCAGCAGUAUCUUUCGAAGAAACUAUUCGAAGUCAAGUUCAAACAACAUUUAGUAGUCAAAUCGAUUUGUCUCAAACAGCACUGGCUCAUAGUUUACUUGCUAUUCGUCGUAUGACUAGUGGAGAUCAAAUUGUAUCAGCUUUACAAACAAAUUUUUAUUUACGUAUUUUACCAUCUGGUUCUAUUCGAAUGACUCCUCGAUUGUUCAAUGAUUGUUCCUGUUUGAACAUUGAAGGUUGUCCACGUCCUGCUACAUUUAACGAUAGCUAUGGACAUUUAAUCAAUAUACAAGGAAUGAUAAUGAAUUGUUUGAUGCUUGAUGCUACACUCGCUUCAACACUUGAAUGCUAUUAUAAUCAAACAUGUCUUUCUCUCUUACAUCAAUCAUUAUCUAUAGGUAUAAAACCAUUAUCAAAUAGUUCACUCAAACAUUUUUCUUCAAAUUCAACAAUAGAAACACUUUUAAAUGAAUUAAUGAUUGAUAAAAUGAUAAUUAAUACUGAUUUUGAUUUAUAUUAUUCAGAAUGUAAUUCCCCAUAUUGUUCAUAUUCAUAUACACGUCGUUUUAAUAUUGCUUUUAUUAUUACCACAAUUAUGGGUAUAUUUAGUGGCUUAUCAUUUGGCAUAAGAUUUCUUGCUCCUCUCAUUGCGAAAAUAAUACUACGUCGAAAAAAUCGUGUUGUACCAGUUGAAAAUGUAGCACAGAUACAGGUAUCAUGGCAGCAUCGAUUUCAUAUAAUACGGGAUCGCAUUCGACGUAUACCACAGUCUACUAAAGAAAAAGCGGUUUCUUUGAAUGUUUUUGAAAGUUCCAAACCGCGUACUCCUACUAAUAUAUAUCGUGAACGACUUUUAACACGACUCUUUAUUGUUCUCAUCACUAUUUCUUCUAUUGGUGUUGGAUUCUACGUAUUUCUCAUUAAACAAAAUCAAUUAGUAACAAUUCCUCAUCCAUCCCUUACUACCUACCAACAAUUAUAUAAUGAUCAUUCAACUACAUUACAAUGUUCUUGUUCAAACAUAUCUAUUCCAUAUGAAGCGUUUCUUAAUGUCACAUUUAGUUUACAUCAAGUAUGUUCAAGUGAUCUAAUUUCAUCAGCAUGGUUACACUAUCUGACAUUAUUCGAUACAUCACUUUUACCAGAAUGGCCACAUGACUUUCUGCCUACCCGUGAUUUUCGGAUAAUGGGUGCUUCUUAUUUCCAACUUUUAGCUACUUUCUGUUCAAUGGCUAAGAUUAAUAUUGUCGAUGCACAGCGCGUAUUCAAUAAUACUCAAUUCAUAAAUGAUCGUGUUCCUGCUCCAUCAAUUUUUCGUCAAAAAACUCAAGCGAUAAUAGAUUCAUUUAUUAACACAACACGCAACAACUUUGUGCGUACAUUUGAUUGGAUUUAUGUUGCACUUAUUGCUGGUCAGUUUUUUAAUGGAGGAAACAUUAGUUAUGAUAUUAAUUUAACCACUGAUGAUCAACUUUCUAUUAAAUCCACUAAUUAUCAAAUGUAUUCCGUUUUUACAGAGACAGCUAUUGCUGCGUCGAGUUUGUGUACAUGUUCAAUGGGCUACGACGAGUGCUUUAUUAUACCUCUAUUGUAUAUAAAUGCAUCAUAUUAUGAUGAAUUUCCAAUAACUUCUUUUUUUCAAACGGUAUAUAUCGGUUGUACACCUUUACUUGGAUUUCGAAAUUCGAAGAUUGGAUGGUGGUAUAAUAGUACAUAUCUAGAAUACAUUAAAGAAACUUAUUCAAUCGUUAUUAAGUCUCAGCCACCACCAGAUAUAAAAUCUCUCAAUGCAUCAAUAUUCACUCGAUUUGAGAACGAAAAAAUGCGCGAUUUGAUUGAUGAAAUGUUGUUAGAAACAAUAAUAAGUAAUAAUACACAUUUUGAUCAAUUCUAUAAGGAAUGUUUACCUCGAUCUUGCACAUACACAAAUAAACAACGUCGCGGAAUUCCAGAAUCAUUACUUCUUCUUAUUGCUAUAUGUGUUGGUCUAAACAAAAAUUUUCGAAUAUUUAUACCAUUGUUUGUCAUUUCAAUAAGUGGUUAUCUCAAGCAUCUUUUAAUCACUACUUAUCAAUCAAUUAAAACUCUCAACUUAUUUAAGACUGAAACAACAGAAGAGAUAUUAAUUCGUCAACAACAAAUAUAUACUCGAAUCUAUUUAGUUCUUUAUAUUAGUUCUCUCAGUAUAUUACUCUUCUAUACAGCUCUUAUUAAUCGUAAUAUCGACAAACCAUAUCCCUUAUCUUCGAUUAUGGAUUAUGAAAAAUUUCUCAAAGAUCAUCCUUCAGAUGAUAUUACUUGUCCUUGCACACAUAUAUCAAUUCCUUAUGGUGACUUUAUCAAUGAAUUACAAGUCGAUGCAUUUCAUGAAGCAUGUUCAACAAAUGCAAUUUUUGAAAUUUUGACAGAUGGUAAUAUGAUUUGA
Molecule: messenger RNA, 2772 nt
Organism: Adineta steineri
Lineage: Eukaryota; Metazoa; Rotifera; Eurotatoria; Adinetida; Adinetidae
Source: the annotation of a GenBank genome assembly